Molecule: messenger RNA, 1941 nt
Organism: Musa acuminata AAA Group (dessert banana)
Lineage: Eukaryota; Viridiplantae; Streptophyta; Magnoliopsida; Zingiberales; Musaceae
Product: abscisic acid receptor PYL4-like
Exons: 1
Coding region: 169-780 (203 amino acids)
Biological process (GO): abscisic acid-activated signaling pathway
Cellular component (GO): cytoplasm; nucleus
Molecular function (GO): abscisic acid binding; signaling receptor activity; protein phosphatase inhibitor activity
Source: RefSeq, a predicted model, not a curated record
AACACAUUCACUAUUUAUAUCCUCCCACCUUUGCUCAUCUCCCACCCCAAGCCAACAACUUUGGCUAAUCUUUUCAUUUCUUCCCCUUAAUUCUUCCUUUUAUUUUCUUUUCAGUCCUCGCUGUAUAAGAAGGAAGGUUGGAGAGGAGGAGGUUGAAGUGAAGGAGACAUGCCUUCCAUUCCUCCUCCCAAGCCGUCCACCCAAUUCCAAAUGGUGACCGCCGCGGAGCGGUGCACGGCGCACGCGCUGCCGGAGGCGGUGGCGAGGCACCACGAGCACGCGGCGGGACCGAAGCAGUGCUGCUCGGCGGUAGUGCAGGCGGUGGCGGCGCCGGUUGGCGCGGUGUGGUCGGUGGUGCGGCGCUUCGACGAGCCGCAGGCCUACAAGCACUUCGUGAAGAGCUGCCGCGUCGUGGGCGGCAACGGCGGGGUGGGCACGCUCCGGGAGGUGCGCGUCGUGUCGGGCCUGCCGGCGGCGACCAGCACCGAGCGGCUCGAGGUCCUGGACGACGAGCACCACGUGCUCAGCUUCCGGGUGGUCGGCGGCGACCACCGCCUCGCCAACUACCGGUCCGUCACCACGCUUCACCCCGCAGCGGGCGGCGGCGGCGGCACUGAGGUCGUGGAGUCGUACGUGGUGGACGUGCCGCCGGGCAACACCAGGGAGGACACGCGCGUGUUCGUCGACACCAUCGUCAAGUGCAACCUCCAAUCCCUGGCGCGCACCGCCGAAGCCCUUCACCGGCGCCACGUCGCCGCGGCGCCGACGGCGACCCCGUGAUCCACCUCCUCUUCCCUGGCCUGUCUCGUCUCUGUCUUCUUCACCUUUUGCUUAGUGUAGGAAACACAGUUGUACAGCUCAUGAAAUAAAAAUCAUAAUAUUUCUCCUCUCCACUUUUCCAUUCUUUUGUGGCAAACACAAUUCACAUAAAAAGUGGCAUUAACGUUCGACAAAUUUUUAAGAUCAUAUUAUUCACCUUAAAAAGAUGAAUUCCUUGAAAAAAUUAAUAAUAGUAAGCAAAAAACAAUUUUGAUUGAGUGUCAUUUAUUUGGAGAAAAGCAGACAAAGCUUUACCUUAAUGGCUUCCCCAAGCACAAAGUAGUAGAAUACAAAUUUUCUAUUCAAAGAUUGAGGUGUCAUCCCUUCAAAGUCAUCUGCAGCUACAUUUGAACAAAGAAAGGAGUUGUUAUUUAGUCAGUGCUCAUCUGAUGCAUGAUAAGGUUUUAAAUUCUUGCCCUAAUUUCUUUAGUCACAGGAGGUUUCAAACUUGCAUAAAAUUACAUUUACAUAUAUAUAUAUAUAUAUAUUUAAAGAUAUGUAAUGUAAUGUAAUGUAUUACUUUCCUGUGACGGGGAAUCAGCAGCUGGCUCUACCUCUGCAACUUGCUGCUGAUAACCUCAAGUUGGUGAUGGACAAGAGGCAAGUUGGGGUUCCUUUGUUUGGCCUUUGUAUCUGCCACUGUCCUUCGCUUGUCCCUCUUUUGCCUUCUUGUUGCAAUUUCUUGUGAUGCAUUAUUUCUGCUUGGUACCAGGAAAUGGGGAUGGUCUGCAACUUGUGCCUGCAAGUGGGAAUGGCUGGCUUCACUGGUUCCUAUCACCCUCUAAUUUAUGGAUUGAGCCCCCUACUCCUCGUGUACAUCAAUCACUUUCAAAGCCUUUUCUCAGAAUUGACCACACAGUGGGUCAGGUUAAAUGGUGGGUGGGUUUACAGGAAGGAAUGAAUCAAUGAAUGAAUAGUGAAUAAUACAAAGUGAAAAGGUAGUGGCUUGUUGGUCUAAAGGCGAAGUAACAUACAUACCCUGCUUUCAUUGGUGGUACAACGGUCACUAAAGAACUGUUAGAUGUGGAAGCAGUGAAUGCAGUCUCCAAUGAGGUUAAUUACUAAAAAGAAUGUGUUGUGUUGUUCUUGGAAGUGUUCUUGUUCUCCUUAUCAUCCUUCGAU